Molecule: messenger RNA, 1540 nt
Organism: Lathyrus oleraceus (garden pea)
Lineage: Eukaryota; Viridiplantae; Streptophyta; Magnoliopsida; Fabales; Fabaceae
Product: phosphoglycolate phosphatase 2
Exons: 11
Coding region: 323-1225 (300 amino acids)
Cellular component (GO): cytoplasm
Molecular function (GO): phosphatase activity
Source: RefSeq, a predicted model, not a curated record
GUGACGAUUAACAUAUCACAUUAAGAUGUUAAUCUGAACAAUUGACACACAUAAAAUUGAAAUUAAAAUACUAAUAUAGUCAAAAACAUGUUUGAAAGCACUUUAAAGAGACAAAGACUAUUGUUUUCUCCUUUAACAUGAAUGAUCUAAAGAAAAGUAAAUUACUAUUCUAUCCUAAAUUAUAUGAAAUUUGUCAAUUUUUAUGAAAAGAGAAAUGAUAAGAAACGUGUUGUUUGUGACUCUCCGCAAAGAACAAAGAGGGAAGACAAAGUAAGGCAGUUAUAACCGCACUGUUUCAUUCUCAUUCAGUUCUGUUGUUCUCAUGAGUUCGUCGCAGUCUCUUCAACCUCACAAUUUCAAAGAUCUAUUAGAUUCCGUCGAAGCUUUUCUCUUCGAUUGCGAUGGUGUGAUUUGGAAGGGUGAUGAACUCAUCGAUGGCGCUUCUCAAACUCUCGACAUGCUUCGAUCCAAGGGGAAAAAGCUGGUGUUUGUCACCAAUAAUUCCUGGAAGUCUAGAACUCAAUAUGCUGAAAAGUUCAAAUCUUUGGGAAUUUCUGUUUCCCCGGAUGAGAUAUUCUCCUCGUCGUUCGCAGCUGCUAUGUACUUGAAGGUUAACAAUUUCCCUUCACAAAACAAGGUUUAUGUGAUUGGCGGGGAUGGUAUACUGGAUGAGUUGCAGCUUGCUGGUUUCACAGCUUUUGGUGGUCCUGGAGAUGCGGACAAAACAAUAGACUGGAAGCAGAGCGGCUUCUUUGAACAUGAUAAGAGUGUUGGAGCUGUAGUGGUUGGUAUAGAUCCAAAAAUUAACUAUUACAAGCUUCAGUAUGGAACCCUUUGCAUACGCGAAAAUCCAGGAUGCCUUUUCAUUGCUACCAACCGUGAUGCUGUUGGGCAUAUGACUGCUUCCCAAGAAUGGCCUGGAGCUGGGUGUAUGGUUGCGGCCAUGUGUGGAUCAACCCAGAAGGAACCCGUUGUUGUGGGGAAACCAUCAACCUUUAUGAUGGACUUUUUACUUGAGAAAUUCAAUUUAAGUUGUUCCAAGAUGUGUAUGGUGGGUGAUAGACUAGAUACUGAUAUACUGUUCGGACAAAAUGCUGGUUGCAAAACUCUUCUAGUACUUUCAGGUUGCACAACUCAAUCAGAUUUACAAGACCCUUCAAAUAAUAUUCAGCCAGACUACUAUGCAACCAAAGUUUCUGAUAUGCUCGAUUUAUCAAGAGCAUAAAUAGAUUUUCUGCAAUUAAGCCAUUCCUUUCACAGAGACUUUGGUUUGCGCCUUCGACAUACCUGACUUUGUAAUCACAUUGAUACAAUUUUCAUUAUUUAUUAUAGCGGCAGGUUCCUCAUUUUCUGCCACCUUAUUUUGGUUUGCGCCUUUGUGGUAACUUAAGCCAAGCAUCAUCCCAUCCCAUGUGGAUUAGAACCAUUAGAUAUAUUGUUGGAAUGCUUAAAACAGCAUAUGUUCAUUGUUGAAUUACCAGUGAUGACUUGGGUGAAAUUGUUCGAAUGUGUUAAUUCCAAAUAAACUUUGUAACAAUCA